Rhipicephalus microplus (southern cattle tick) is the source of this 7416-nucleotide messenger RNA. RefSeq names its product serine/threonine-protein phosphatase 2A 56 kDa regulatory subunit epsilon isoform. Gene Ontology annotation, molecular function: protein phosphatase activator activity. Lineage: Eukaryota; Metazoa; Arthropoda; Arachnida; Ixodida; Ixodidae. Gene Ontology annotation, biological process: protein dephosphorylation; signal transduction. The record is from RefSeq and is a predicted model, not a curated record. Gene Ontology annotation, cellular component: cytosol; nucleus; protein phosphatase type 2A complex.
UCAGUGGUCUGCUCCGAAGCUCGGUCCGAGUGAAAGUGUAUGUGAUACUUCGAAGGGGGGUUUGUUUCCAAACCGUUCGCUCUCAUGUGCACGUUGGCGAGAGCUUCGGCCGUCAUGUAGGAGGCACGACUGUGAGAAGCGCCGAAACCCCGCGGUCCCGGUGGAUAUUUUACGUAUGGAUGAAGCUCUACCGACAGCACCACCACUGAUGCAGCAGCGGCGGCGAUGUUAGGCCUAAGAGUCCGGAGAUGAUCGACGCCGCUUAGGCCUAAAAAAAAGAAAAAAAAAAAAAAGCCCUCCACCGUCGCUUGUUUAUCGUGAACGAGAAGGGAACCCCCGUCGGAUCCCACGCAGGGGGCAUGGAUCCGAAGUUCGCACCCGGAGGUGCCGUCGGCACGCCUUGGACGUCGCACUGAGGACGCCGAGACCACGACGCGGGUGCCCGAGGUUCCCGUCGAGCCAAGGAGUCGCCGGUACACACGAGCGGCGCACGGCGCCCUAGGCUGCCGACGAGCCUGCAGAAAGAUUUCCAAGUGCUGUUCUUCGUUUUUCGUAACACCAACCACCACCACGACAUCGUAACAGUGCGCGCACGGCGAUUAGGAAACGAGAAAAAACGGCAGACCGGGCGACAUGUCGGCUCACUCUGGAUCACACCCGGUGUCAUCUUCGGCGACGUUUGUCGACAAGAUCGACCCCUUCAAGAAGGGAUCGCUCAAGCGCAAACAACGCAAAUCGCAGGGAUCUUCGCGCUACCGAUCCGCCAACGAUGUGGAGCUUCAACCUCUACCAUUGUUACGAGAUGUAGGCGCCGGGGAGCAGGAGGAGCUUCUGAUUCGCAAGCUGCGGCAGUGCAGCGUCGUCUUCGACUUCAUGGACCCCGUGGCCGACAUCAAGGGCAAGGAGGUGAAGAGGGCCACGCUGAACGAGCUGGUCGACUAUGUCACCGCUGGCCGUGGGGUGCUCACAGAGCCAGUCUACCCGGAGAUCAUACGCAUGAUAUCUGCGAACCUCUUUCGGACACUACCUCCCAGUGAAAACCCAGAUUUUGACCCUGAAGAGGACGACCCAACGUUAGAGGCUUCUUGGCCGCAUCUGCAGCUUGUGUACGAGUUUUUCUUGCGGUUUUUGGAGUCGCCAGACUUCCAGCCUGCACACGGAAAGAGAGUCAUAGACCAGAAGUUCGUUUUACAGCUUCUCGAGCUCUUUGACAGCGAGGACCCGCGAGAGCGGGACUUUUUGAAGACUGUGCUGCACCGGAUUUACGGCAAGUUCCUCGGGCUGCGGGCGUUCAUCCGUAAGCAGAUUAACAACAUAUUCCUGCGGUUUAUCUACGAGACUGAGCACUUCAACGGGGUGGGCGAGCUGCUGGAGAUCCUGGGCUCGAUCAUCAACGGCUUUGCGCUGCCCCUCAAGGCUGAGCACAAGCAGUUCCUGGUCAAGGUGCUCAUCCCUCUCCACAAGCCCAAGUGCCUCGGGCUAUACCAUGCACAGCUGGCGUACUGUGUGGUUCAAUUCCUUGAAAAAGACGCUACGCUUACAGAACAAGGCCCGCUCCCUUCUGUUCCCAUGCAGGUCAUGAAGGGAUUACUAAAGUUCUGGCCCAAGACUUGCAGUCAAAAAGAGGUAAUGUUUCUCGGGGAAAUAGAAGAGAUCCUCGACGUGAUAGAGCCAACGCAAUUUGCCAGGAUUCAGGAACCCCUUUUCAAGCAAAUAGCCAAGUGUGUCUGUAGCCCACACUUUCAGGUGGCAGAGCGGGCACUGUACUUCUGGAACAACGAGUACAUCCUAAGCUUGAUUGAGGAGAACAAUCAGGUGGUGAUGCCGCUCAUGUUCCCGGCGCUGUACCGCAUCUCUAAGGAGCACUGGAACCAGACCAUCGUGGCGCUCGUCUACAACGUGCUCAAGACCUUCAUGGAGAUGAACACCAAGCUCUUCGACGAGCUCACGUCUGCUUACAAGUCUGAGCGGCAGAGGGAGAAGAAGCGCGAGAAGGAACGAGAUGAGCUCUGGAAGCGGCUGUCCCAGCUUGAGCUGAACCACAGGUCCCGGGUGGCAGGCAACAACGCCACGGCUGGAAACUCCGCGUUGGUGGCGUCCUCUUCCUCCCGUCCGGGCACCUCGCCACCUACAAACAGCGGUGGCAGCAGCAACUAGCUUCUCAACUUUCUUUUUAUCUGCUUUCUUUGCGCCGGCGGUACCCCUCAUGCCCUUCCAUCCUCCACCGCCCGCCCGCCUUUCCAAGACGCGCGAGGGACGACGUCAAGGGCCAUGCUCUCUCUCAGCAAAGAGAGGAAAGAGGUUAUACCGCCACAAGUCGACGACUGAAGAAGCACCAGCAUGGAAAAGAAACAGUGGCAACAAUUCAAUUUGCGAGAAAAAAAAGGUGGUGACAGCCUGCUCGCAUUUAUUACAAAAUUUUUUCCCCAAAGCUUUUCCCCCUCCCGGCUUAACUAAUGCAUUUUUCAUGUCUAGUUCUCUUAGUUUUCUCCCAAACCCUCUUUCUUCUCCCCCCAGCACUAGAGCUUGUCAAGCCUGUGCUGCCCACCGACUUGUAUGUGGCGCUCAAGGCGAGGCUUUCUGCGCAGCAGGAGAAACUGCUGAAAUGCUUCUGGGGCUACAUUUCCAUGCUUGCAUCUUUAGCUGUCAAGUAUUUUAUCAGCCUCAAGCUUCUGGUUUUCAGCUACCGCCGCCACCACCACGUCAGGCUUGCUGUGUUUACUGUAUGCUGCUUUGGAAUGCGGCAGGCUGUUAGUUUCUUGUCUCCUGCUUCGCUGAAAGCCGCAACGCAGCUGCCUUCAUAUCCCAACGUCCCAUUCCGUCUUUAAACAACGAUUGGUCGACAGAAACGUAUGGUUAGAUCCACCUUUGGCUGCCUCUCUGAGCUAUCCUGAAUGUGUUGUGCCUCCACAAGACCCGCGUCGUUCUUCCCUGUGCCCUUUUAAGUUAUCUGCCGCGGUUCGUGGGUGGCAGUCUAGUGUGGUGACUAGUUGCGACGACACGGAAGUGACGACAGAGAGGCAGUGUGUGGCAAGUGCCGUGCGCCAGCUGGAACCUUCGGCGAUGCUGUGCUGCAACGGAUGCGAGAGUUGAAGGGAUGAGUCGGAGGGGAAUAGGACGAGACGCACCACUGACGGCAACGGCCGUGAAGGAAAAAGCGAUGGACGCAGAGCCAGAAACUAAAAAGACGAAAGUGUGACAGUGUGUAGUAUGAUGAUCCCGUUUUUUUUUUUUUCCAUACUGCUAUGCUUGCAUGUCUUAGGGCUUCAUUGUCUUCUUACCCUUUUUCGCUUGCCACCAUUGUUUCAAGGAUCACUGUCGCACCAAACGACAAAAGUGGCCUGGGUCGGCACAUUUACUUUUCGUAUUCAUGCGUACUUUAGUUUUUUUUUCUUACGGUACUGUGUCUUGUGCAGAAUAUCUGUGUACAGCGAGUUCAUACCUAUCUUUCUUUCUUUUUUUCCUGUUGUUGUUUCUCUACAGACUCUUGAUCGGAUUUGUUGCGUGCGAUGCAAGCCUGUAGCGAAGUGUUUUUCACAUUGUGAGAAGUUAACUCUGAAAAGGAGUGUAUUGUUGUUCUUUUUUCUUUCUCGGUGAGUGUCAUCGUUAAAUGGGCUUUUUGUCAAGUCUUUUUUGUUUUUUUAGAAAUUGUUUCACAGCACUUUCUCGAUGCAAACCAUGUGAUUAACAGACGAGUGCGUACUGUGUUGUGCAUAACAACAUCGUUGUGAAACAAGGUUGGAAUAUGGGUUUGUGUCAUUGGUCUGUUUUAUUUGCUGUGACGGUAUGGCUACCACUUGUAGUCAGGAUGCUAGGAAGCGUUUGAAUGAGCUUGUGCUUGCUUACGCAGUCAUUUGAUUAUAAGACAACUGGAAAUUCACAGUUCCCAUCAAGUUGCGAUGGCGUAGCUGAAGUCGCGGAAUAGUUGAAAUUUACUGGACGGCUCCUGCAUAGCAGUGUUGUUUAUUUCUGGGUGCCCCAUCGACUGUGCUGGAUAGUUGCCAUCUUUCUCUGUCCAAGCCAGAUAAACUGAUAGCAGUGGCCAGUAAACAUCAUUUCAUCAUCCUCGAAAACCGCGCUCAACACAAAACGUUGAAGACAUUGCGGUUGCUCGAAAGAGAUGAUGCCGAUUCCAUAUUAUUAGCUCUACUCUGUGUGUAGCGUGGUACUUAGUUUUUUUUUUGUAUCUGCAUUUUUGAUCGUACGCAGAGUGUGAUACAGAACGUUUCAUUUUCAGCAUAACCUUGUGACGUCUAGAUGUAGAGUAGUGUUAAUUGCUCGAAAGCACAUCUACACGGUUUCUUUUUGUAUGUAUACUAGAUGUGGUUGCAAACUUGCGGUAUAAUGUCAUAUCACUAAAUUUUAGCUGCCGCGCUCAUAGGGAACAGUCUUCAACGGUGUGUCUUUGUAACGUGCCUGUAGGUCGCGUUGUAGUUCAGGGCCUUGAAAUGCGGUGUCACAGUCUGAAAUGGUUACGGGGACCGCUUUAUAACAUCAGUGCUCUUUUGGUGGGCACUGAACUACUUUGCAAGCAAGACUGCAUUUGUUGUGCAAAUUUGCAAAAGGGGCUUUCUCGUAUAAUUUGUGGUAGUAGUGAGCAAGCUUUUUGCAAUGCACAUUUUUGAAUGCAUAUGUACGCUUGCUGUCAGUGCAGAGAAUGCGGUAGUCACAGGAGCUGAAGCAGAGUCUGCAGGCAGACAGCGCGAGAGAUGCUCGCUUUGGCAGGUUAGGGAAGAUGCCAGUUUCUGCGUACACGAAAGCACAGUGCAGUGUGGAAACAACGUCUGACAUGUCUGCAACAUGGCUUUCCACUCCCACAUUUACCUUGCCCAUUUAGGCGCAGUGCAAUGAAUUUCUGCUUCAUUUUCUUCUGCAAUUUCUAUGCGAGUCAUGCCGUCUAGUACUAGGAUAAAUGGUGCGGGCCAUAAUUUGUCUGGGAGUUUAGCCUCGGUGAUGCCAAAUGUGUUAGUCAUGCAUCUUAAAUUAUGUUUCGUCCUUCGGAGUGAUUUUUUUUAUAAUACGAGGUGUGCUUGAGGUGAAAAAGUAACGGGCCACUUUUUCUGGUUUAUAAGCGGUACUUUUUUUUUUGUAUUAAGAGGUAGUAAGAAGUUUGAAGAGCCAUAAAAAUUUUUGCAUUAGAGUACAUUGAGUACAGCAUUGUUAAAGCCUGCAAUGCAAAUCUCGGUUCACUACCCCCAGUGGUUUUUCCUGUCUAAUUUUAUUUGCUGUCAUGCAUUUUUUUAUGAUUAACAUUAUUUCUGAAUAAAUGUAGCAAUGAUGUUUGUGUGUGGAGGACCUCACUAACUGCAAUGUGUGAAUCAUUUGGAGAUUGGAACUAGCUCUUGAAACUGUCAAGAAGGAAACAUUUUGAUCAAUAGUGUCAUGUCUGCAAUUGUUUCAGCAUUCACCACUACAUUUUCCAACCUGCUGAGAUUUCUUUUUGUUAUAUAUAUAUAUAUAUAAAUAUAUAUAUAGAAAAGCAACUUUAGUUGCUAGGACUGAGUUGCUGCAGGUUUCGCAUAUAUGGGCUCAGUUCGGCUUAAACCAAUGGCCUCGCUUGUCCGAGCUAUGUUCAAUCGUCGAUCGUCGCAAUGGAUUUUUCGGCUCCGGACGAACAGCCCUUGCAUCAACAGGAGUGAUGUGUGUGUGCGCCAGCGUGUGUCGAAAGUUCUUACCAUAAGGAUACGUCGGCCCGAAUUUCAAAUCCGGGAAGAUCCGUUUUUGGACCGGUGGCACCUCCCGAAAACUUCAUUUCACCCAUAAGUUUGUUCGCAUUUCUUGAACUCCCUCCCUCCUGUUUGUUCAUUGUAAUUCAUUGUGUUCACUUCUCGCCAUCUUUCAUUGUUCACCUCUGAAAGUCUGCGGUACCUGGGAAGCAUAAGCGUUCUGCGGCGGACAAAUGUAGUGGGAUGGAGUAAUCGAACCUUUAUGCAGUGGCGAGCCUCUCCUGUAAAGAUGUCUUCGAACGAGCGGCAGUUCAUUUUUUUUCCUGCCAUGCAACGCUUUUUGACGUCGGUCGUUUCGUCACCGUGGCAAGUUAGCCUUAACUGCACAGUUUCUUGUGAGUAACAGUUUUCCAAAGACUUUGUACACUUUAUGCCUUGCAUGGUCGUCACUUCCUCUACAACAAGCCUCUGUCCACUUCUCUCGCUUCUCUCCCAGUCAUACAAUAACUGUUCUUUCUGACCCUGAAGGAUGCUGGAAAUUAGAAGGGUACUGGAAGGAGGGUCUUGCUUUGAUGAGCAACAUUUAUUUUGCAAGCUAGCGGUUGCGUGCCGUCCUGUUAACCCGUUGCCAGAGAUACGGGGGGUGGGGUGACACGUUGGGGCGACUGUGGCAGCAUGACCACCAGAAAUACGUCAAAUGACGUGGCGCUGGACCAAGCAGUGUCCGCGUAAAGUCGUCAUAGCCGUGUAGGUUUAUUUCCGGAGAGGAUCGAGUCAUCUUCUUUCUUUGUAACGUUCGGGGCUAUGCUCAUAGUACACGCCUGCGUCGUGAAGGAGCGCUGUGCAUCGAUGUCUCACGAGACGUCGCAGACUGCGAGAGCGAAGAGUUUCCACUACUAUAAUCCUUCCUGCUGCAUUUCUCGGGUGCAAUUCCGGACACAUGCCGGUUUUAGUGGCCUGGUCCGCCACUUUGUAAUGUCUUGCUUUUUAUUAAGUAACGGUGUGCUUUUUCCAAUUGGUUGGGGACAGGAAUGGCGGACUUGGGCAAGAUGAUGGCGGGAAUGUUGUGUCCAGAGUAUCGCCCCUUUGCACUGAAAGCGAACAAGACAGGAAGUGUUCGGUGGAGUGGGAGGAGAAAAAAAAGCUGAUAUAUACGCUUCCGGAGGUUCCUUUUUCCGGCAUACUGACUUUCCUUCUGACCCUUCCCUACCUUUUCUCUUCCCACAGCUGCCGUUGAAUGUGUAACAUACAAGUAAAUAGCGCAGUUCGUUGAGGUAGCGAGUUUUACUUUUCUGACUUCGUAUGUGUAACUUGCCCACCUCACACAGCGUAGGUGAUGAUGUUUGGGCGAUGAUACACUGUUGAUCCUGGGGUAAGAAAAAAAACGACGUACGUGAAUAUAAUACGACUGAAGUAAUGAUGGAGUGUGGUCUGUUGUUUAUAUGUUUAUUACCUCCUCUGCCUUGUGGAGAACCUUUUUUUUUAUUAUUCACACCGCCUCGUCCUUUAUUUUCCUGACUCACUGUGAAAAGCCGGUGGUGAAGAAAACACUGGCAGCGCCUGAAACGUGAGUCGCUAGAUGACACCUUUUGUUUUUGUUUUCAUUUCGUGAGAGAACACCUUCACCCUUAAUUAUUAACUAUUAACCAGUGACUUGUAAAGCAUCACUUGUCACAAACUGUGAGGAUGGGUGAUGUGCUGUAUAAAAAUGAAAAAGGAGUAAUAAAAAAAUUUGUGACAUGUCCACUGA